AUUAAUGUGAUCAUCUAGAGAGGCCAGAAUAUGGCAUUAUUCCCAGUUGGGCAAAACUGUUAUACAAAAUUGUUAUGAGAACUUAUUUUUCUCAAAAAGUUCAACAUUUAAAAAGUUUUAAUUAUUUUAUUGUUGUUUAGAUGGAAGACGUCAUAGCACGCAUGCAAGAUGAAAAAAAUGGAAUUCCUAUUCGUACUGUCAAAAGCUUUCUUUCCAAGAUACCUAGUGUCUUCUCCGGGUCAGACAUUGUUCAAUGGUUAAUAAAGAACUUAACUAUAGAAGAUCCAGUGGAGGCUCUCCAUCUGGGGACGCUGAUGGCCGCCCAUGGCUACUUCUUUCCCAUCUCAGAUCAUGUCCUCACGCUCAAGGACGAUGGCACCUUUUACCGAUUUCAAACACCCUAUUUUUGGCCAUCAAAUUGUUGGGAGCCAGAAAACACAGACUAUG
Messenger RNA from Galeopterus variegatus (Sunda flying lemur), 447 nucleotides. Its product is annotated as regulator of G-protein signaling 7-like. Gene Ontology annotation, biological process: regulation of G protein-coupled receptor signaling pathway; intracellular signal transduction. The annotation marks the transcript as partial. NCBI's taxonomy places the organism in Eukaryota, Metazoa, Chordata, Mammalia, Dermoptera, Cynocephalidae. The transcript has 4 exons. The record is from RefSeq and is a predicted model, not a curated record.